AAGUGCAAUAUUUCCCGAAUUUCGAACUUUGUGUUCUUUUUAACUUUGAACAAAGUUAGUGUUUUUUCAUUGUUAUCCAGCCAGUGUUAUGUUUUAGUUUUAAAUUGGAUUUGUUUUGAGUGACACUGUUGAGAGGAAGUCCGCAUUUAGUAAACUUACGUGUUAUUUAGAGCUGUAAGAAAUAUCAGCGUUCAAGAUUAUAAACAAGCACUUUUGCAGUCGGUUCAGUGAAGUUGGAAAUCAGACGGCGCUGGAACGCGCGGUUUGAUGGCGCGGUGACGCAGCAUGCGCCGCGCGCACCUCGCUGUCUUCUUGCAGCUGCUGCUGUUUGCUGGUGGCGUCUACUUCGCGAACCCGAGCGAAGAGCUAGUCGACCUCAACCAAGUAUGGGUGGAGAUCCCCCCCGCCGUGGCUUUGGGGGGGGACGUGCGCGUGACCGUGCGCGGCGUGCAGGCGGGCGCGCGGCUGCGUGUGCGCCUCGCGCGCGAAGACGACGAAGGUCGCGCCCUCCUCGCCACCAUGCCUUUAACCCUGGAUACUGACAGCCGCAUGACCCUCCCUUGCGGCUACUUCUCUCGAGGUGGUUCCUACUACCUCGAACUUAUCGCUGAUAAAGACCUCUUCAGUGACAACAACGUCAACGUAACAGAUAGAUUAAUAAAACGCGACGCCGAUGGUGGUAAUGAUGAGGACUUAGCAGACAGUAUAUAUGUAAAACGUAUCGGUGAAACUGGUGAUACCAAUGAGGUCGUGAAAGACUUCAACAGUAAAUUAGUGAAACGUGAAGCCGACGAAAUUAGUGAUGACGGUAGCAUAAUGGAAACAGGUGAUAGUGUAGUAAAAUCUUGGAAGUUUGACGUGUUGUGGCCUUCAGCUAAGCUGGAUGUGACUCCGGAACAAAUACAGACGUAUCCAGAAAGACAAGUGACUGCUAUUCUAGAGUUUCCAAAGGUGGUGUGCACUCCAGUGGAGUCUAGUGCGGAUUUCUGGUUGGAGUUGUUGUAUUGUGGACAUUCGAGCGGUGGUGCUGUGUUGUGUGAUGGCAAGAACACCAGCUCACAUGCUCAUGUUUUGUACUCUGAACAGAUGCAUGGAUUCCCCGGCAGACGCACGAUGACCCUGCGGUGUGAGUUGUUCGGGCAGGCUGGGGACUACGCUCUGACGCUGCGACCGGCUGCAGCCGCUGGGCCGCAGGACUUAGCUGCUGCCUUCAUAAAGGCUGAUUGGUCAGAGCAGUUCGUGCUAAACGUGCACGGAGGUUCCGUGUUUCCGUGCGGGGAGGGGGUGCGCGUGCUGUUCCAGUACCCUGAGUGCGUGUUGGAGGGUGCAGACAGGGUGCGGGUGUUCGGCAGGGACGGCGACCGGCUGCGGUAUGUCGCCGAGCGGCGGGUUAGAAGAGGCCAACACACAGCGUCUUUCGACUGUCGUCUGUUUAGCGAGAGAUAUCCAGAGUACUGUUUCGUGUACGUCUCACAAGCGGUCACUGGGGCCGUUGCUGAUGUGAGGAUGGACUGUCUGCCUACCUUGCCGUUAUCAGAUGGCGGCGCUGGCGGGUGGGGCGAGUGGUCGGCGUGGUCUGCGUGUCCGGCGCCGGCGCAUUGUUCUACGCGCACGCGGAGCCGCCACCGCUUCUGCGACUCCCCGCCGCCCGCUUAUGGGGCUAAGUAUUGUGAAGGUCAAGCAGUAGAGCUGGCAGCGUGUGAGUGCUCAGCACGACCAUGGGCGGGAGACUCGUCAGUAGUUGUGGCUGAGGUGGGAGCGAGGUGUCGCUGUGGCUGCGUGCUGCAUCUCGCACCGGCUGCAAGGUUGCUGGCUGGUUCAGCGCGAGCUUGCCCUGCUAGGUCCUUCUGGUUGCUGCAGGCAGAAGAAGGAUUGGUGGUUCGGCUGAGGAUAGAAGCAGUGCGACUUCCAUGCGCGGGACAGGCGCUGAGAGCGAGGGAUGGAGACUCCCUAGGGUCGCCGCUGCUGGCGUCCUGGGAUGGACCUGAUAGCUCUGCCGUGGCUAACGACGUGGAGACCACGACGGACUCCACCGGCGUGGUGGAGAUUGCCGGUGGCCGGCACAUACUGGUGGAGCUGCGGUCUGGAGACACCAGCGAACGAUGUGCAGGCGGGUUCUUGGCACAUGCCACGCAAGUUGAACCAAUCCGCAACGCAUCAGCGGCGUGGGCGUCGGUGAGUCAUGUGCAGUGGUGGCGCAGCGGCGGCGGCGCACGCGGCGCCGCGGUUGCACUUGCAGCGGCAGCAGCGCUCGCAGCGUUGUGCUUAGCGCUGCAUUCAGCGCACAGGACGAGGGCUUACCAGCGCGCUGCAGAUAAGGAGUCGCUCACUGAUAGUGACGCAUGCUCAGCAUCAUUGGAGCUUGGUGGAGCAACAGCCGGGUCCAGGAGUACUCUGCUAUCGGAGGUGGUGGGGGGAGGGGUGUCGCUUCGGCGUCUGCUGCCUUCAGGGAAGACCAGACACACCAGGCUCAGAGACUCCGAUCGAACGUCCGAACAUGUGGAUCAAAGGGACGAAGAAGACCAGAUGACAGACGUGGAAGCUGAAGCUGACAACGCGAGUGACACCAGUGAACGCAGUGCGGCCAGCCAGCAGACAAUUACUCCUGAAAACAUAUCCUCGCGCAGUGUACCAGCUCCACCUAGUGUUACACCUUCACCACUUCGAAGGUCGCAUACUUUGUCUACUGAUGUCGGGCCUCAGGUAAAAUCUCCCUCACAACAUUGCACGAGCGAGACAACAACAGCGGAGCUCAACACAAGCGUGACGAGUGUGAGCGAGAGAGAUGACACGUGCAGCGAGAAAGACAGAGAUAGCAUGUGGGAGAAGGAUCGCAGUGAAAGCCGAGCUUCGUCUUCUACUUCCGCUGCUACUCUUACUAAUGGCUGGUACUCUCCUGCUCUAAGCGGCGUAGAAGCAGCCAGGAUCCGAGAUAACCCUAAGCAUACGAAGGAGAACUGCAACCGGCGUCUACUUCGCUCUGACUUGAGUCUCACUUCACACCCUGAAAUGGAAAUCGAUUACUAUGAUUACGAAGUCAAUAAUGCGGGGUCAGUGCCGGGGUCUUAUUUAGGAAUGGAUCCUGCUUUUCUUGUUUGGAUACCUCCGCUGGAGGAAGGAGACAUUCUGAAAGAAAUCGACAAAGCUCCAAUUUAUGAGGAAAUUCUACCAAAGGAACUUCGCCCAGACCCGGGCAGUAACACCGAGUCUCCCGAAGAUCGACCGACCUCAAGCACUCUCAAGAGAAACUCUGACAACCGCUCGAUCAAAUCGAACGAUUCAGUCAAAUCUACCAGAAAAGUCGUAGACAGGACUAACAUAAUACACCCUCUGAAUUUCAGUAUUAGCGACCUCCAGAAUUCGCCAAAACUGAACAAGAGAAAGAAGAAAAAAGAGGGAAGUGUUGUUAUACCUAUGAGGGACUUGACAAGCUCUCCUAUAAAAGUCCACAGGAGAGAGAGAAAUGACUAUGAUAACAACGCAACAUUGAAACGAGUCAACGACACGGCAAGAGAAACGAAUACUGAUACUUUGAGAAGAACUAUUGAUAUGUCUGACAUAAAGUUUGCUGACGAGAAUUCUGAUUCGUCAAAUGAAAUUAAAUUUGCUGAUGACUCGCCUGAUAGCAAUAAGCUUGGUGAAAAAUUUGAUGUUAAAGUUUAGAAUUUUCUGAUGAAAUGACUACCUGGAUUAUAAAUGGGGGUUUUAAAGUGAUAGGUAACAGGAGUUAAUUGUUUAGAGUUCCUUGUUGGAUGAUCAGCAACUUGAAGUGAAGGAUACUUUAAAAAAUCUUUACAAACAAAAAUGCCAGUAUUUUUACAUAGUACUCGUAAUUUAGUUUAGACUUGACACUCUAAAUGUCUCUUUGGCUACCAACUUCAAUACAAUAUAAAUGAUCCCUCCUACUUGUUUAGGAAUGUAAUUAUUCUAGGAUAAUGUCUUUUUAUGACACAAUUACGUCAUCAUCGAUAUAAUAUAGGUAAGUUCAAUAUAAACUUUCACUACCAAAGAUUAGUAAUUGAAACCCCAAAGAUCAUAUUCCAUUAGAUUUUUGUAAGGACCAAACUGUGAAUAAACCUGACAUACCGUCUUUCAUAUCAUCAAAUCAUUUUAGAUGUAACAAGCAUUCUAUUUUUAAACGUUUCAUGCCAUAUUCACCGUUUAUAAGGUAGUGUAGAGUAACUUUUAUAAUAAAAUUACUUGUUUCAAUGAUGUGUAGUUCUGUAGCCGCAUUUACGUCGUCACUUGUAGCUCUCAGCUCAUUAUGUGUUCCACUUUGCACUGUAAAUACAGCAUUACCUGACUGUGUUUGUAACUUUAUUUCGAUAUUCGUUUAAAUUAGAAGACUGACGAUAUCGGGCAGUGCAAUAUCUUUCAUAUUCUGCUCCUUUGAAUUAAUUAUUCGAAGAAGGAUGAACUAUGUAAGUAGUCAAUUGGUUGCCGAGUAUAGAAUUUUAUGUAAAGCGCAUAAACAUAGGUCGGGCGCAUAUAAUAUUUGUAUGAUCAUUUGCAGAGUUUGGGUUUAAAUUUUGUGUGUCUAUUCAAUCAUUCAGGGUCUAUCGGCUACUAAAUGUGUUGCAGACUGUAGUAGAGAAAUCAACUUGUGUUUUUUAUUAAAAUGUAAUGUAUUGCAAUGUAAUUAUUCUAGUCAUUUAUUUUAUUCUAAAUUAUCACUUAUGUAUUAUAAUUAUUUAAUGUUAAAGAAAUUAAAUUAUUUAUUGAAGUACAUUUUUCUGAGGAUGUUAAAGAUACACUACCAGACUUUGUAAGUUAUUUGAAUGAGAAUUAAAUGAGUUGCAUCCAUCUAAUUUUAGUUGUUUGCUAAAAGCUGCUGCUUUUGCUGCGUAUAUGCCAGUCAUGCGAACUUACGAACGGAUAACGAACUCAAUUCGACUAUAUCGGAUUCGUAAAAUAAAUAUGAACUUAUUCCUUUAUAAGAACUCGUUCGGUCGACGUAUGCGCAAAGCAAAAAGUUAUCUUGUAUGGAGUGAUGUACAAGUAUGUAAAUAACAAGAG
Pectinophora gossypiella (pink bollworm) is the source of this 5016-nucleotide messenger RNA. RefSeq lists its product as uncharacterized. Gene Ontology annotation, cellular component: cell periphery. Bases 286 to 3663 code for a protein of 1125 amino acids. NCBI's taxonomy places the organism in Eukaryota, Metazoa, Arthropoda, Insecta, Lepidoptera, Gelechiidae. The record is from RefSeq and is a predicted model, not a curated record. The transcript is spliced from 19 exons.